Messenger RNA from Linum trigynum, 1494 nucleotides. Lineage: Eukaryota; Viridiplantae; Streptophyta; Magnoliopsida; Malpighiales; Linaceae. The record is from the annotation of a GenBank genome assembly.
AUGCGAAGAUAUUUGAUGACUAGCCUCCUCCGUUCGUCUCGCUAUGUCGGCUCAGCAACAUCUAUUAUACCAUGUUCAAUUGUGCCUUGGACGGCUGCUGUUUCUACAGGUCGGCUGUACGCAUCCGAAUCCGGCCAGAACCCUGCUCCCAAUUCGUCAGCUCGGGUGAAGCAGAUUACAGAUCAACAAAAAGCUGAUCUGAAGAACUUGAUGCGCUGGAUGGAACGCCAUCAAUCUAAUAUUUUCGAUGCAAGUUAUUAUUAUGAGGAUAUGUUCGAAGAAGAGGAAGCGGAAUUCCUGUGGGAUAGGGUUCCGGUUCUUGAAUCAGAGCUGGAGCCAGCUCUUAAAGAUUCGAUUCUCGAGUUUGGGAAGUACAACAAAGUUGAAGCGGAGUUGCUUCCUUCGAUCCAGAAAUUGCUGAUGAAGAUGAUGUUGUCAGGGGAGUACGACGACUUGGUGCUGGUGAAGAAUAAGGAGACCGGGAUCAUUGUAAUGACAAAGAGAUGGAAGGUCUUUCGAAAGUAUGCCUACUUUCUUCCAGACGAACUUACGGAAAACUUGGUGAGGAUGGACAAGGAGUUGCAGAGAAUGGUUGCAUAUGAGGAUCUUAGCGACGAAGUUGAGAUCCUUCGACUGCUUACUGAUCAUUGGAAGAAAGCACUGAUGAAUUAUUUAAAGCGAUUGGAAGCUGAUGAAGAGGAGUCCAAACCAGAAUUUGAUGUUGUCCCACCUUCUGCUAAACGAUACUUGUCCGACGAUGCUUCAUAUGUCCUACCUUCGGCUAGACCGUAUAUGUUCGACGACGCUUGGUAUGCAUUGUUGCAGCUCGAGCUUUGCUAUGAAAUUCCGGAAUAUGAAGCUUGGCAUUCGGAGUUCAUGGAAUUGAUGGAGAAGUACUUGAAGGGCCACAUAUCGAGGUAUGUGCUUCCUGACUUGAUCACGCAAUCCAUUCUCAAGUUCAAUUUGGAAGAGAUCAAUAACAAGUGGAAGCAUCUUCGGGGUGAUAUCUAUGCAGAGAAAGAAGUGAAAGUGCUCAUGAGAGGUUGGCUUUCGGAGGUGGGAAGAUUGAAUAAGAAGUAUUGGGAAGGCACAGAGGACGUGCUUCUGGCUUUCCGUAAAAAACUUGUGGAAAUGAGAUUGUCUGGGAAACAUGAUGAUAUCGUGGCUCGCCCAUCGUUAUGUUCGUACCGACCUUAUGAAUGGAAAUUAAUGGGAUCCAGAGCCAAUUACUUCGACGACUAUGCAGCAAUUCUUCCACAUGAUGUUAAAGAGAAGUUGUUGAGGAAGCUCAGAUCGUUCAGGGAUGUCUCUUGGGAGCUUGACGAGCAAGCGUACGAACAAUAUAGAGAUUUUGAGAAUGGAAUACUGAUGGAUUAUUUAGAGAAAUUGAAAGUCGAACAUGGUACACCAGAAAAGCAGUUUCAUAUGGAUUAUGAAGAUGACGAGAAGAACACCAGAGAAAUGGCAGUGAAAUACGAAUACUUUGAAUUGUGA